GAAAAGGGAAAAAGGCAAAAUCUCAAAGGCUAAACCCCAGCCCAGCAUCCAUUUGCGGGGAGCAAGAGAUGCUUCCGCUGCAGCGUUCAGUUCCAAUGCUAAAUACUUGCAGAACUUCGUUGUAUUUUCCCAAGAUUUUCUCGCUUUUUGCAAGCACCCAUUCCUUAACAUCACUUACGACGUUAUCUUUUGCUACCACCAACAAUUCUCGCCCACUCAGGACGCACAAAACUCGAGCACUUGGAACUACAGCCUCUGCCGCCGCCGGAAGAAAUGGAAGCGACGCCGAUACGUUCUUGGCGGAAGAAAGCGUUUCGUGGGCUUGUCUUGGAGUUUCGGAUUGUGUCUCACGUGCCCUUUGUAAUGUUGGGCUGCAUAGACCCUCUCUAGUCCAGGCCGCCUGUAUACCAGCCAUUCUUGCAGGAGCUGAUGUCGUUGUUGCCGCAGAGACAGGAAGUGGUAAAACUCAUGGAUACUUAGUGCCUCUGAUUCACAAAUUAUGCAGCAAAACAGACGUGUCAGAAGGAGCUUUGGAUGAUGUGAAAUUGAAGAAGCAUCACCAUGUUUCCCUUGUGCUCUGCCCUAAUGUGAUGCUGUGUGAGCAAGUAGUUCGCAUGGCUAACUCCCUUUGUGAUGGUUCUGGUGAGCCACUUCUCAAAACUGCCGCCAUUUGUGGCCGUCAGGGAUUGUCAGUUAAAGAACCCGAUAUAAUAGUUUCGACGCCAGUUGCAUUGCUAAACUACCUUUAUGCAAUUGACCCCGAAAAACGUAGACGUGCUGAUAUUAUACGUGGUGUCAAAUAUGUGGUUUUUGAUGAAGCAGACCUGCUGCUAUGUGGGAGUUUUCAAAACCAAGUAAUCCGCCUUAUAAAUAUGCUUCGUUUUGAUGAGAAGCAGUUGUCUCGAUUGCAAAGUUCAGAUGCUGGGGCAGAUGAUGCUGCUUCUUCUCCCACUAAAGCCUCUGAUACAGAAGAAGAUGUACAAGCAGAUUUCAUUCUGGAGGAAGUAGAAGAUACUGAUGACACAUCUGCUGAGGACUCUGACACUGAAUCUAAGGGUAGAAACAGAAAAGACUGGAGGAGGGUGAGAAAAUUAUAUGAUCGAAGUAAGCAAUACAUAUUUGUUGCAGCCACCCUUCCUCUGAAUGGGAAGAGAACUGCUGGAGGAAUUUUGAAACGGAUGUUUCCAGAUGCCAGUUGGGUUAAUGGGAAUUAUCUCCAUCGCCAAAAUCCAAGGUUGGAGCAGAAGUGGGUUGAAGUUACAACUGAGACGCAGGUGGAUGUACUUAUAGAUGCUGUCAGCAAUGGACUUAAAACCAAUAUGGAUUCUGCUUCUGGAGUAGUUCGGACCAUGGUGUUUGCAAACACUGUCGAAGCUGCUGAAGCCGUUGCUAAAAUUUUGACAGGAGCUAAUAUCAAAUGUGUGCGCUACCAUAGCAACAUCUCUCUGGAAGAGCGAACGGAAAAUUUAGUUGAUUUCCAGGAGAAGGGUGGUGUUUUUGUGUGUACUGAUGCUGCCGCCCGUGGCCUUGACAUACCUAAGGUUUCACAUGUUAUUCAGGCGGAAUUUGCUGGUUCUGCUGUAGACUUUUUGCACAGAGUUGGUCGGACAGCCAGAGCUGGUCAACACGGCCUUGUCACAAGCCUUUUUACAGAAUCAAACCGAGAUCUUGUUGCUGCAGUUCGUCAGGCUGAAGAAGUGGGCUUACCCGUGGAAAAGGCAUUUAGCAGAAAGAGAAGUUUCAGAAACAAACUUAAGAAGAGAGGUCUCAGUCAACGGAGCGGUGCAUCAUCAGUUCGACUCCCGCUUCCAGCAUAAUAGCUAAUUGAGACCCAAGAAGGAGCUUGAAACCAUCUGCAUUCUUAAGCUCACAUGCUGUCAAGAGCUUCCAAUACUUCAGGUUUUUGCCAAUGCCUAUGCCGAAAUCAGCUCUAGAUUAUUCUGUCUUAACCUCUGAAGAUUGGCUGCUUCUGCGUGAUUGGUGUGGAUCUAAAUGCUCGCUGAUUUCAUUGUGUUCUUACCAUUGGUGAAAGUUUUCAGUUCUGUCCAAUUUAUGUAUAUAACAAAAUUGGAAAACUGCUGAUUAGAACAAUGUUUAAGGAAUAUCUUGUGUUGAAUUAAUGUCACAACCAUUCUGUUUUAUGAAACAAUGAAGCAAAUACAGUAAUAAUCUUUGA
Sesamum indicum (sesame) is the source of this 2176-nucleotide messenger RNA. RefSeq names its product DEA(D/H)-box RNA helicase family protein. NCBI's taxonomy places the organism in Eukaryota, Viridiplantae, Streptophyta, Magnoliopsida, Lamiales, Pedaliaceae. The record is from RefSeq and is a predicted model, not a curated record. Gene Ontology annotation, molecular function: nucleic acid binding; ATP binding.